AUGUCGGAAGGUCAGUUCCAGCCUGAACUUCCUGGAAUUGAUACUAACCCGGUGAAAGGUAAUUUCCUUGGUGCUCAUGCCAUGAAUUCUGGUAAUCUGAUCACCAACAAAGCAUCACCUGUUCAAGGCGAGCAGAGCCAAAAACCAGAUGUGCCGUUGGGCUCAAAUGAACAUAUCCGAGAAGAGGUUUGUGCCGAGAAUUCAAAGUCCUAUCAAUCUCUGGCCAAGAUGACGAAGACUCGUCAAAGAAACAGCCAAAUCUCGAGAUCCCCGGCGCCCCGUUUCAAAACGCGUUCUCCGUGGCCGCAUUUUAUUCCUAGUCGAAGACAAUUUAUACCCUUAGAGCUGAUCCUAUCGCGCUUGGAACCGCAUGAGCAAUUCAAAUACGUAAACGCCCCGGACGUGGAUGGCUGGACGCCUAUAUGCUGGGCGAUGAGGCCUAUCAUGGACCCGACAACUCGGGAUAAAUCAGGAAGUGAGCCUAUGGAUUACGAAACAACGGUGCGAUGCCUUCUUAAAUACGGGGCAAGGCGAGAUAUCCAAUGCAAGAUGGGCAAGGGACAGAAUGCCGAAACUUUCACGUUACUUGAGCUAGCCCGCUUACACAGCGUUAGCUCUGAUAUCAUUCCACUCAUCAUCAGAAACAGAAACGGGGCUGGGGAGUAUACCAGCAUUGAAAAGGACCCAGAUAAGAAAACUUACCUCUGCCAGCUUGAUUUUUGUGCUAUAUGCUACUCUCAAAUCUAUGGAAAAAUAUACGUAUGCUAUAUCUGCAACUCUUUCCGCGUUUGUAAGAAGUGCUGUGGUCGGAUCGACGAGUACUAUGAGAAGGACGAUAUCGAGACGCACGGUCAUCUGCCCCCAUUUCAAGAAUUUAACAAACCAUCACCACCACCACCAGCGGCCUCGGAAAAUGUAGAGAUGUGUCACACGGACAAACACUGCUAA
Molecule: messenger RNA, 948 nt
Organism: Daldinia decipiens
Lineage: Eukaryota; Fungi; Ascomycota; Sordariomycetes; Xylariales; Hypoxylaceae
Exons: 3
Coding region: 1-948 (315 amino acids)
Source: RefSeq, a predicted model, not a curated record